AGUGCUUUUAUGUCUUUCCUUCCUGGAUUCGAUGUUUCGAAACGAAGAUCAUUGUUUUGACAGUAGAUUCGGGGAUAAAUGCUACUCAAUAAAUCUAUUACAGCUUGGAUCGGUCAGAUUUUCGCAUGCAUGGGCGAACUUGAAUGAUAAGAAGAACCCUAAAUCUUAUUGGACCCUUCUAGUUUCAUUCCUUGCUUGACGUCGAAGACCGUUAUUCUAUUCGGUCGAAGACUUUGCUUAGCCAUCGCAAAGAGACCCUCAAUUUUGGCGCUUUAGACGCUGGCUGUUGAUGCGAGUGGAGAGUUGUUUUUCGAAGAUUUUCUACGGUUCGUUGCUGGGGUCUGUUGGGUUUCACCCGGAUGUUUCUAUCGAUGGAGAUGUUUAGGAAAAAAUGGAACGCUUUUUUCAGUAGCAGAGGUUGUCUUGGAUGCUGUACUAAGCCCGCACCAAUUAUUGCUGUCGAUGAACCAUCAAAGGGACUGAGGAUUCAAGGCCGAACAGUAAAAAAACCCAGCAUUUCAGAAGACUUUUGGAGCUCCAGCACAUGUGAAAUGGAUAACAGUGCAGUACAGUCUCAGAGCUUCUCGUCAAUCAGCACAUCAAAUCAGACCCUUGAUCCCCAUGGUGGAUCUUCCAGCUCGAGCAACCCUCCUGAGUUUGUGAAUCAUGGUCUUCUUCUCUGGAAUCAAACUAGGCAACAGUGGGUUGGACAUAAAAGGCCUGAGAAUCGGACACAGCAGGUUCGAGAACCCAGAUUAAGUUGGAAUGCAACUUAUGACAGUUUACUUGGGUCCAACAAGCCCUUCUCCCAGCCUAUCCCUCUCGCCGAAAUGGUAGAUUUUCUUGUGGACAUAUGGGAGCAAGAGGGGAUGUAUGACUGAGACUAAGAAAGCUGGAUGGACUACAUCUAGAAGUUUUCUGGAGGUAAGGAAGCGUCACCAUUGUAACAAGUAUUAGAGCUUUAGGUGUCAGCAGAAAACAGAGGGCUCUCUCACAAUUAACUGUUACGUUAUUGACAUGCUACUCUGAACCCGACCUUUCAGUUGGCAGGUCCUUCUGAACAUGAUCUUAUAUCUAUUCUUAUAAGGAGGGAAGGUGAUCGGGUAACCUCUAUCCCCAAUUUCUGGUGGAUGCAUGAUGAAGAUACCCUUAAAAUGUGUCAAUUAUUAUAAACGACCCCUUUUUAUCAAAUUUGAAGAGAAAUAUAUCCCUUUAGUUACUUUUGGUU
Molecule: messenger RNA, 1228 nt
Organism: Telopea speciosissima
Lineage: Eukaryota; Viridiplantae; Streptophyta; Magnoliopsida; Proteales; Proteaceae
Exons: 6
Coding region: 360-881 (173 amino acids)
Source: RefSeq, a predicted model, not a curated record